UUUCUUGAUAUGCGAGCCGGUAACCUGGUGGUGGUAUCGUACGGUGAUGGUCCCGAAGUUGCCUCACGAGUUAACUCGGGAUCCCCGUUAUGUCCAAGUCCGCGAACCUCUGGGAAGGGCAUCGGUGUACACGUUCAUCGGUAUCUUCUCUUUCUCCUGCGGCAAUCUUUCCGAGUCUUCUCAGAGAUCUUACCGUGGCUUCUUAUAUUUCGUGUUUUCGCGCUUCGAAAGAACUAUAAAGUAAUGCUUGGUAAAGGUGAUUGUAAAUAAUCAAAAAUGAGAAAAUCUAUCGUUUAUUGAGAACAAGGACAAAAGAAAUAAAUAAAAAAAGAAAGAAAGAAAAAGGAAAGAAAGGAACAAGAAAGUGCCAUCGAUGACACACGAUGACCAUGAAGAUGAUUGCAAGAUGAUCCAUCUGUGAAUACUCCAUGAAUCUGAUGUUGAUUCGAAGGUGAUAGUGGCCUCGAGAAGUAAAACGGGCUAAUCGUACGACACACCUUUAUAAAACUGUGUUAUUUGUAUCAGUAUCAUUGUAGUUGGCACGUGGAAGUGCCAACACCAUCAUCAUGGUUUCAUACUUGUUGUUGGGUUCGUUAAUUAUCGUCAAUAUUUAUAAAAACGAGGCAGCAUGGCGACCAUGCGUCGAAUUAAAGCGAGAUUUGCAUGUACCAUGCAAGUGUAUGGUAUCUUCAAAUUAUCCAAGAUCUAUCGAAAUGGAUUGCGAUCGUGUUAUUUUUACUCGUGACACUUUGGACAGUCUCAAGGGACAACCGAUUAUUUCGAUCAGUCAAAGACACUGUGGCUAUCAAAGCUUACCAGAAGAACUUGUUGGAUCUGGUUUGACCUUGAGAGAGUUGGAUCUCUCCGAUAAUUCCAUUUACAGAUUAAUGGAUCGCCAAUUGCAAUCUCAAAAUCAAUUACGUGUAUUGAGAUUAGCCAAUAAUCUUCUCGGUGAUAAUUUAAAUCCUAUUUUUUCGAGCAACGAAUUUCAUGGUAUGGAAGAAUUACGAAGGCUUGAUCUUCGAAAAAAUGGACUUCGAAACAUUGAGGAAGGAAUUUUUAAAGGUUGUAUCAAUCUCGAAGAACUUUAUUUAGAUGAGAAUAAUAUGACUAUUGUGCCUACUGCUUCGUUGAAAGGACCAAAAGGUAUCAAGAUACUCUCGCUUAUUGGAAAUAAUAUUGGUUCCCUUUCAAGAGGAGCCUUUUUGACAUUGGGCGAGUCUUUGUUACGUCUGGAUCUCAGUAAUAAUGGAUUAUCACAUAUGGAGGAUGGUUCACUUUCUGGAUUAGAACACUUGCUUUUCUUAAAUAUAUCUCGCAAUGAUCUCACAAGAUUUAAUAGCGAUGUAUUUAAAGGAGCAUACAAUUUAUUACAAUUGGAUCUUUCUGUGAACUACUUACAAGAAUUUCCUACUUAUGCUUUGAGACAUUUGACGGAUCUAAAGUUUUUGAAUAUUUCAAAUAAUUUAAUUACAGAAAUUGAACGUGUCCAUUUGUUAGGCCUGACCGAAUUACAAGUACUCGAUCUAAGUCGAAAUAAUAUUGGUCGACUUGGAAUAAAUACGUUCUCCAGUCUUUCCUCUCUCACUAGACUUGAUUUAAGCUUGAAUGCUUUGCGUACGAUAGAGGAGUCAUCCUUCGAAGGAUUAGUAAAAUUAAAAUGGUUGUCGCUACAGGAUAACAAUAUUUUAUUAGUACCGGCUACAGCACUAACACGACUACCAGCAUUGGCUCAUCUUCACGUCGAAUUCAAUCGUGUAGCGGCAUUAUCCACGGAAUUAAUUCGAUCUACGUCAUCUAGUCUCGUUACGUUAGGAUUAACGCGUAACUUGGUGCGAGAAAUCCCAGGUCGAUUGUUCUACAAUUUCGAAAAUCUCAUUAGCAUAGAACUUUCUGGUAACAUGCUCUCUAGUAUUUCACAAAAUACGUUCGCCGGUUUGGAAGAUACUUUAUUGAAUCUAGAUGUUUCCUUCAAUCGUUUGACCAGUAUGACUGAACUUCCUUUAAAAAAUUUAUUAUCUUUAAAUUUGGCCGGUAAUCAAUUGAAAAGAAUAUCUCCCGAAACAUUCAAACAUUUGCCGAGAUUACAAUAUCUUAAUCUUAGCAGUAAUGCUCUUUAUGGAGGAUUUCCACCAAUAUUUCCAUCGUCGUUAAUUAUACUUGAUAUAUCGUAUACAGGCUUGAAGAUUUUACCAACAGUUUUAAUGUUAAAUCUGGAAUCUUUAGAAAAGGUUUAUCUGUCUGGAAAUAAUUUGCAAGAGAUAGACGAGGGUACUUUUCAACAUCAUUACAAUUUAUCCGUGAUCGAUUUAUCUAAUAAUUUUAUCGAACGUAUUGACAAUGGAGCUUUCGUCGGCCUUAUAAAUCUUUACGAGCUUAAUCUACGUAGUAAUAGAUUAACGUCUUUCAUCGGAGAAUAUUUCAAUACUGGAACAGGCUUACAAAUAUUGGAUUUAUCGAAUAAUCGUCUGAGUCAAUUAUCACCGACUGCUUUUGUGAUUCAUCCUAGAUUGAGAAGCCUCGAUCUAUCUUAUAACGAUUUCGUCCAUUUCCCUAGCGAUUUUAUCAAAUCUCUGCAAUUUUUGGAACGUUUGGAUUUGUCGAGGAAUAAAUUAAAGAACGUCGAUGAAUUUUCCUUCUCACAAAUCGGUCGAUUAUAUAUGUUAAAUCUUUCAGGAAAUAAAAUAGAGUCUGUUGAAGAACUGGCUUUUCAUAAUUCUACGCAACUUCAAAUAUUGGAUCUAUCUAAUAACGUCUUGGAAACGUUAAGCGAACGUACGAUGGAAGGUUUAUUACGUCUUGAACAUCUUGAUCUUCAGAAUAAUAAAUUAGCUUCGUUACCAGAAACUAUAUUCGAUCAAUCCAGAAUUCGUUCAGUGGAGAGCAUCGAUUUAUCAGGGAACUACUUCAAUGAAAUACCGAUAAGAACUUUACAGAGACAAUCGGCAUCGUUGUUCAGUUUAAAGAUAGCAAGAAAUAAGAUGACGGAAGUCUUUACACAAGAUAUAGUCAACAAUGUAAAAGACCUUGAUCUUUCAGAGAAUCCACUUAGCGAAAAUGCUAUACGUGGUAUAUUAGGCGAAGCAAAGAUAUUAAGAUCUUUGAAUUUAGCCCAAACUGGUAUAAAAGUAUUAACCAGACUUGAGACACCAUUUUUAAAACAUCUAAAUCUAUCUGGAAACGAUAUAAUAGACAUCAAACCAGCUAUUCUUGAACGUACUACUAUGUUGGAAAGUUUUGAUUUAUCCAGAAACAAAUUGACGGAUUUUUCGAACUUGGUGAAUACGUUUAAAAUACUUCCAACUCUUCAAAGUUUGGACAUAUCUAACAACGACGUGAAAGCUAUCAAUGAGAGUAGUUUCGAUGGAUUAUCCACGUUGCGUUCACUUAAGAUCGCUGAUCUUCCUAAUUGUACUAGAAUAGAAAAGAACGCAUUCAAACACUUGGGAAAAUUACGUUCGUUAUAUGCCUAUAGUUAUCCUAAAUUAGGUUAUUUCGACGUGCAAGGAAUAUUGAAAGGGAUGCCAAACUUAGAAACCUUAGAUAUUGAAAUCAAAGAUUCGUCUGUGGGAAACGAGCAACUUUCUAUAAGAACGCAUCCUCGUUUGCGACUAUUAACUUUACGAGGAGAGAGAUUACGUACCGUACUUUCGAGUUCGUUGGUGGGUGUACGUGUACCUUCAUUGUCCCUUGGUCUGAAAAAUACAUCCGUUGACACGAUACCAGCAGCUCUCUUCUUCCCGGUACCACGUUCUACAGUAGUCUCAUUGGAUAUAACUGGAAAUAAAUUCACUACUCUGUCCGUACAAUUGUUGGCUGCUCUCGAUGAAAGAAGUGGUUUCGUAAAACUCACUGGUUUGGAUAGUAAUCCUAUUAAUUGUAACUGUGAAACGAAACAUCUUUGGAGAUGGUUAAAAGGAUUAGGCAAUAGAGCAUCUAAUGUUAUUUGUAUGACUCCUGAUUAUGUAUCAGGAAUGUUAUUGAAUAAUCUUACCGAGGAAUAUCUUACUUGUGAUCGGACAACCCUUAGUAGAUAUCAAACAACAGAAAUGACACCUUCCUCGAGAUCAACAACGGCUGAACCUGAAAUUAUAUGGACUGUACAACCAACGACUCAGAAUAAUAGAAAUAAAAAUUACAAUGGAGAUCAUACCAGUAGUGUUACCGUUGGAAAUGUGUCGAGUACAGACGAUACUUUAAUAAUUGGCAUAGUUGGUGGUGUCGUCGCUUUUAUAGCCAUCAUCGUUAUAGUCAUAUGUAUCUGUCGGCUCAAAUGGAGCACCCAAAUGAACGAAGCUAGAAUGACGGCAGUGGCAUCUAGCAUUCAUGAAGCUUCAAUGAUAAGACCUGCGAGUGCUUACUCGGGUAAGAUCAAUCACGAUGUUUACGUGGGAUCUUAUAACGGAUCAACGUUAGGUCGUGGUAACGGUGUACAUGGUUCUUCGGUACCUACCACACCGGUACAAAUGAUGCCCUAUGUUCAACCAGUUCAUGUUAUGCAUCCAUUUGCACCACCCCCGCAGGUAUCUCAACCGUUAUAUGGUUAUUACGAUAAUCCACCGGUACCGAUGUAUGUCACGUGUCCAUCUGAAAAUAAGUUUGAUAGAUAAUAAAACUUGAUCAUAUUUUUAAAGAUAUUACUUUUAAACUAAUCUCUUCGCAACAUUUUCAAAUUAAUUCACAUUCGAAACAUUCUUUAAUAAGAGAUACUUACCUUAUUUACGUAUAUAUAUAUGACAUUUUUCUCAUAAUAGGACGAAAGAAUGAAUAUCCUUGAAUAACUACAUCUAUUAAGAAGUUCAAUGAUACACAUAGAUCGAGAUAUAUUGUUAUAAUUCUUAUUGAUUGAAUAAAGUGGGGCCGUGAUCAUAUCUUGUUGCAUAGUAAAAAAAAAUUACUACAACAAAUAUUAAACGAAUUAUAUUAUGUUUUCUUCGUUAUAUAGUGAAAUUUUACAUUUCCGUAUUUGGAUUCGUCUGUAUAUAAUUAUUUGUUAAGAGCGUAUAUAUAUAUAAAGAUACAAUAUAAA
Molecule: messenger RNA, 5029 nt
Organism: Vespa mandarinia (Asian giant hornet)
Lineage: Eukaryota; Metazoa; Arthropoda; Insecta; Hymenoptera; Vespidae
Cellular component (GO): plasma membrane
Molecular function (GO): protein binding
Source: RefSeq, a predicted model, not a curated record